AACCAUAAUGGACCCAAUGGGCUGAAUGACUUCCCCCAUGACAUAAUAAGUAAGUGAACUAUUGGGCUGUUAUCAAUGGAAAUGGGGAGAAUGGAACAAGGCCUGAAAGAUGUGGUUACUGUUUACCUUCACAGUGCAAAGCGGAAGAAGCGUUUUCACUGUAUCUCAGUACAGUUGGACCAUGAUGAUUCAGCGCGAUGAUUGGAGGAGGGAGAUGUCGGUCAGAGGCGGAAGUAGGGGGUGGGACUGAGAUGAUUGGAGGAGGGAGAUGUCCAUGGAGCAAAGAUCAUGGAGCGGAGCUUGAAUUGGCCCAUUCGCUGGGCCUUUCAUCGCCCCACACGGCCGGCAGUGGAAUCUUCCACCGCCCCGCGGUCAAAUUGCUGCGUUGAGGCGAUCGAGGCUCCCGAUGUUGAAGUCCCUGCGAACAGGCCGAUUGAAGCCCCACGAUUCGGGGCGGUCAAAGCUGCUGUUGCUGGAGUUCGGAGUCGGUCACCAACCAGGUCAGCUCCAGAUGUUGCCGUCCACAGGGCCCAUGGCCGAAAGCCGUGUGCGUGUGUGCGCAUGCACGCACGGCCGCCAAGAAAUUGUGUCCCCCACAUUUUUUGAGAGCGAUUUCCGUGCCUGGAGGCAUUGAAGAGGGUGCAGUGGAGAGUUGCCAGAAUGUUGCCUGAUUAGGUUUCAGCUGCAAGGCGAGGUUGGAUAAAGUUGGAUUGUUUUCUCUGGAACAUUGGAGGUUGAGUGGCGACUUGGUAGAAGUAUAUAAAAUUCUGAGAAGCAUAGAUAGGGUAGACAGUCAGAAACUUUUUCCCAGGGUGGAAAUGUCCAACACUAGAAGGCGUAGCUGUAAAGGAAUAGGGUGAAAGUUGAGAUCUGUGGGGCAAGUUUAUUUACACAGAGAGUAAUGGGUGCCAGGAACGCAUUGCCAGAGGUAGUGGUAGAGGUGAUAUGAUAGUGGUUUUUGAGGGGCUUUUAGAUAAGCAUAUGAAAGUGCAAGAAAUAUUGGGAUUUAGAUCAGAUUAAUAUGCACGGUGACUUAGUCAUAUGGAUUCAGAACCGGCUUAUUCAUAGAAGAUAGAUAUUCUGGCAUGUAGAAUAUGUAGAGGCAGAUGAAAUCAGUUUAACUUAGCAUAAUGUUUGGCACAAACAUUGUGGGCUGAAAGGCCCGUUCCUAUACUAUAAUGUUCUAUGUUCUAUAAUAGGCUGUUUCCAUCAGCAGAAAGUUAGAAACCUGGUGGUGCAUAUAUGGAACCAGCUGCCAGAGAAAGUGUUUGGAGACUGGUACAAUUGCAGUGUUUAAAAGCCAUUUGAACACAUAAAUAGAUAGGAAAGGUUUGGAGGGAUAUGGGACAAAUGGUGUCAAAUGGGACUAGCUCUGGUCGGCAUUUUGGUUAGCAGUUGGGACGGUUAUUUUUCCGUGCAAAAUUGCUGUAUGACUUUCAAACAUCCAAGAUGGAGGAAGUGGAAUGUGAAGGGGAAGGUUGGCAGCUGUGAAUGGCCCACAAACUCACUUCCCAGGCCUUUGGAAUGCAUCCUAAGAUCCGUUAUCAACUAUGAGAAGUGGGGCAUGGCGGCCCUGGCACAGGCAAUGGAGGGGUGGAUGCUGGAGGUGAUGGAUCGUGGUGUUGGUAGAGGCGGCCACGGGGGGCCUUGCAGCAGGCAGCUGGGUAAGUAGAUCAAGUGCAGACUAUGGCAGCUGCACGGAACGGCGAUAGAAGGCAUCGCACUGCGCCAUGCUGACCUCUACUUUAUCGAUCCACUGCCACCAAAACACAAAAUCAGAAAAAAAAAUCCACGUUGGCUUUGGCUAAGAUGGGACAUUUCAGAAACUUGGAAGUUUCUAGAUGGCGCCGGAAUGUGGCGGUUUUCUACGUGCUGUUCCAGAAGAGGAUCUAUUGUACUUGUGUGUGGGGUAUGAUUUGACAGGAUAGCAUGCAGAAGAAGCAUUUCACUGUAUCUUCGUAUACGUGAUAAUAAUAUUAAACUAAACGAUAACCAAAGGACAAAGUGCUGGAGGAAUUCAGCGGGUCAGGCAGCAUCUGAGUACGGAAUGGGCAGCGGGUAUUUCGAGUCGGGAUCCUUCUUUAGACGGAUGAAAUUAAUGUAAACUAGACUUUAUAUGUUCUGAAUUACAGAAGCUUAAGCUGAUGUGAAUACAAAGGAAAAUUGAUAAUCCCCCAACCGCCUGCACCUACAGGUUUUGGGAGGUGAGUGGAGUGGAUUUAAUGUGGGGGAAACAUUCAAUCACCUGUACUCAUUGACUGAACUGCAGCCCAUGCAGGGCUGUGGACUUGCUGUCAAUGGGCCUGUCUCUCUUGGAUUAAAGCCCAAAGUAUGUCACACACAAUACCCAUUCAAUGCAGCUUUAAACUUGAAUGUCAUUUGCUGAGGCAGACUGGGCCUCUUUCAGUUCUUUGGAUAGGGAGAAAAAAUGUGAUGCUUAUCUCUCUUCACCCUCCCAUUCUUCACCAGUGCACUCUGUGCAACGGGUCUCUCUAGCUGUUGUAGAGCAGCAGCCCGCAGGAUUUGAGGCUUUGUCUUUUACUCUCUGCAUUGUUUCUUGAUCGAUGGCCCGAGGGAGGAUCGGCUUUGUUUUUUAACCCAGUUCCGCAGGUGUGACGUUGUUGGGGACCCAUCCUAUCAGCAGCGACCGGCAUGGAUUUAUGCCAAGGGUGCUGUGGUCUUUGAAGAUACUGUAAAGUGCUGCCUGGGAUCACGCUGCUCCCUGAACAAGGGUGCUUUUGGAAUAACUGGGAGAGAUCGGAGUGAACUUGUUUCAUGGGAGCCAUGCCUCACACAGCCUCGGGAUACUUCUGCGACCGUCUCGUGCGCGAGAGGCAGAGGCGGGACGGGGAAGGGUCGUUCCACAAUCCCCUCAAAUAUUUUGAGCAGAACUUCGUGAAGAUGAAGCUGGACUGCCUGCACAGAAAGACCUUGUUUGAAGAUGGGACGUUCCCAGCCACAACUGAGGCCCUUGGGUACAAAGAACUGGGGCAGAAGUCCAGCAAGGUGAAGAACAUUCUGUGGAAAAGGCCCAAGGAAAUCUGUGAGAAUCCAAAGUUCAUCAUUGGUGGAGCCUCAAGAACUGAUAUCUGUCAAGGAGAUUUGGGUGACUGCUGGUUCCUGGCUGCCAUCGCUUGUCUAACCCUAAAUGAGAAGCUUCUCUACCGGGUCAUCCCCAAGGAUCAAUACUUUACUGAGAACUAUGCUGGGAUCUUCCAUUUCCAGUUCUGGCGUUUUGGUGACUGGGUGGAUGUUGUCAUUGACGAUCGAAUCCCGACGUUCAACAACCAGCUGGUGUUCACCAAGUCGGCCGAGCGGAACGAGUUCUGGAGUGCCCUGCUGGAGAAGGCCUAUGCCAAGCUGCAUGGAUCCUACGAAGCCUUGAAAGGAGGCAACACCACAGAAGCCAUGGAGGAUUUCACUGGUGGAGUCACUGAAUUCUUUGAGGUGAAAGGUGCCCCCAAGGACAUGUACAAGAUAAUGAAAAAGGCUGCAGAGAGAGGCUCUCUCAUGGCGUGCUCCAUUGAUUCAUACGUACCCCUGCAGUUUGAAACACGGACAACCAGCGGCCUGGUCAAAGGCCAUGCCUACUCUGUGACCAGUUUGGAUGAGGUCACGUAUCGAAACCAGAAGAUAAAGUUGUUACGUUUGAGGAAUCCAUGGGGUUCGGUUGAGUGGAACGGGGCCUGGAGUGAUAAGGCUCGGGAGUGGUCUGAGAUUGAGAAAUCACAAAAACAGCGGCUGCAUCAUCUAAUGAAAGACGACGGAGAGUUCUGGAUGUCCUUUGAUGAUUUCAAGAGGAACUACACAAAGCUGGAGAUUUGUAACCUGACGCCGGACGCACUGGACGAUGACAAGCUCCAUAAGUGGACAGUCUCCAUCAAUGAAGGACGGUGGGUAAGAGGCUGUUCCGCUGGAGGCUGCCGGAACUAUCCAGACACGUUCUGGACAAAUCCGCAGUACCGGCUGAAACUAUUUGAGGAGGACGAUGAUCCGGAUGACAAUGAACUCCUCUGCACGUUUGUAGUUGCUCUGAUGCAAAAGAACCGCCGUAAGGAGCGCAAGAUUGGCGUCAGCUUUCACACCAUUGGAUUUGCAAUCUACGAGGUGCCAAAGGAGAUGUACGGCAAUAAGCAACAUCUUCCCAAAGAUUUCUUCCUCUACCAGGCCUCCAGAAGCAGGUCAAAGUCAUACAUUAACCUGCGGGAGGUAUCAGAGCGCUUCAGGCUACCCCCGGGUGAAUAUGUGAUCGUCCCUUCCACGUACGAACCGCACCAGGAGGGCGAGUUUGUCCUCAGGGUCUUCUCGGAGAAACAGAACCUGUCAGAGGAAACUGAGAACCAGAUCAUAGCCAACAACCCUAAGCCAAUCAUCUUUGUUUCUGAUAGAGCUAAGGGCACUGGAGACUUGCAGAAGGAAGAGAGGGAGAAAAGAAUGGAAAUCAAGAAAAAGAUCAAGCCCUCACCAACAACAGCUGGAGAGGAGAAUGAGGAAGAUCUACAUUUCAGCCGUAUUUUCAAACAGCUUGCUGGAGACGACAUGCAGAUCUCUGCAGCUGAACUGAUGAGCAUCCUCAACCGCAUUGUUAAAAAACACAAUGUUAAAACUGAAGGGUUUGCUCGGGAGUCUUGUCGCAGUAUGGUUGCCCUCAUGGAUACAGAUGGAUCUGGGAAGCUUAACCUGGUGGAGUUUAAGCGUCUAUGGAACAAGAUUAAGCAAUGGCAGACAAUUUUUCAGGAAUAUGACAAGGACAAUUCUGGAGUGAUUGAUAGCUAUGAAAUGCGCAGUGCUGUGAAUGAUGCAGGCUUCCGUCUGAACGGCCAGUUGUACGAUCUCAUCUCCAUGCGCUACGCUGAUGUGAACAUGAACCUGGAUUUUGACAGCUUCAUCUGCUGCUUCGUGAGGCUGGAGGGGAUGUUCAGAGCCUUCAAGGCAUUCGACAAAGAUGGGGAUGGAAUUAUUAAACUGAAUGUCCUGGAGUGGCUGCAGCUUACCAUAUAUGCCUAAAGGUCACAGGAUUCGAGGGUCUGUCAAAUACCUCAAACUCAACAUGCGAACCUCAACAGCACCAUACAGCAAGCCAAACUCCUCGAUUCAGUGAUGUUUGGAAUAAUAAAGAGAAGGACUUUGCGGCAUGAAACUGUCAGAUCAGCGUGUGUGUGUGUGUGUGUGUGUGAACCUCUAGGAAUUGGAGCACCUGAAACCAAUUUAAGGAUUUCUUUAUUGAUCUUGAUUAAGUUUUCCAAUAACUCCCUGACCCUAGUGUCUUAUGGCCAGUAGGUAGUGGCCUGAUAAUAAGUAAAACAUCCCAGAUUUGGUUGGGAUGAGUUAGUGGAUCUCACAAGCAGUCGAAUCACUGGAACAGUACUCAGCAUGCCAGGACUAAGGACAGGGAUUAUCAAUCAUGGUUUUCCUUGUUGUAGUGAUUCAAAUGGAGUAGUAGUAUGUGGAAAAUAUCCAGGCUUUUAUUAACAUUUCUGUUCUGCUAUUCUUUAUUGUAAUUGCCAUGGUGAUAACUAAAAUGAUUAGAGGUUUUGGCAUUUAAAACAUCUCUGUACAUUGCUACUGGAGCCGACAUUAUAGAAUGUUAUUGGACAGUUAGUGAUUCCAGUGGUUCUUAUUUUGUCUUUAAUUUCCAGAAGACAUUAUUUCUUUGCGGGAGACACAUGAGACCGCAGCUGGAAUCUUGAGCAAAGAAAUAGUUGUGAAGGAACUCAGCAGGUCAGGCAGCAUCUGUGGAGGGAAAUGGUCUCAGGCAGCAUCUGAGUCAGGACCCUUCUUCAGAGCAGGGAGGAGAAAACAAGAAAAGAGAGAUGGGGGAGGGGGCAAAGUAUUGCAAGUGGUGGGUGGAACAGUUGAUGAUG
Leucoraja erinaceus (little skate) is the source of this 5864-nucleotide messenger RNA. It is a transcript of the gene capn3a, whose product is annotated as calpain 3a, (p94). Gene Ontology annotation, molecular function: calcium ion binding; calcium-dependent cysteine-type endopeptidase activity. The transcript is spliced from 22 exons. Gene Ontology annotation, cellular component: cytoplasm. Lineage: Eukaryota; Metazoa; Chordata; Chondrichthyes; Rajiformes; Rajidae. Gene Ontology annotation, biological process: proteolysis; negative regulation of apoptotic process. The record is from RefSeq and is a predicted model, not a curated record. The coding region runs from base 2776 to 5007 and encodes 743 amino acids.